CCUGCCCACUACACUCUUGCCGUCUCACCCAGACUCUACAGCAAGAGCACCCCGCCUAACUUUGGAUCAAAACAUCACGCUUUCGUCUCCCCCGUCUUCUUCCUCUCAGUGAACACCACUCAACCACCACCACCACCACCACGCUGAGCGUUAUACAGCAUCCGUUCACUCGUCUUUUACUGCAACUAUGCAUUCUUGUAUCGCUACGCUUCUCUUCAUCCUCGCUUCCCUAUCAUCAGCACGAUACCUCGACCGCUACACCACCGAAUCAUGGCACACCAGAGACAUGGAGCGAGUGGAUGGCUGCCUUAAAACCUCCGUGGGCAUGUGGUUCUGGCCGGGAGCAGCGGCCUACGUCUUCUUUAACAACCCCAGCGAUCUCAGUUUCACCUACGCCAUCGCAACUAGCUACGACGUAUACUACCCGCAGACCCUGUCCCACUUGCUACAUGCGCACAACUACACCAUCAGAUCCAAGUACGACGUUCAAGACUCGGAGCUCUGUGGUUGGUGGUAUGCUGGUACAGCGCGAGUGGACGGCCGACACCAUGGCAACAUACUCUGGAAGUACAGCGAUCUUCGUCGCAAGCCUGAUGUACCAGACUUUGGCAACUUCAGGUCUUGGGAAGCCUCGUCGAGGGACCACAUCCCGCCUCACCUGAGCACCACACCCAACGACGCAACUUUCAACUUUGUCCGUGAUAUCCUUGUCGAGAACGUGCCCAACGCGGACAUAUACUACAACUGGGCCACGCUGUGGAGCUGUGCCUCUGGCAUUCUCGGCAUGCUGGCUUUGCAGUUGGCGCUCAAAUGUUGGACAGACCACGAGAUGAGGAAGCAAGACUCCGAGAGCUCAUCUGACAUUGAGCUGGACGAGAUCAGAGUGCACAGCCUGUCUGGAUCCAGCAUGCAACGGAUGGACAUGGACGACUAUGUCAAAACCCCCAGCUUCGCCAUCGAGAUCACAAAACCCGACGCUGCCAGCCCGAUCCCGUCGCGUACUGCUAGCACUAUCGCUGACCCACCGCCAAUCUACAGUGUCGACGGCGCUGGUCGCUAGUCUGUGCUGGUGGGAGGGUUUUAUGCGAUAUUGUAUGUGGGAACUGUUCAUGCUUUGGAUUUUCCGGUAUGCGGCGUUUGCGUGGGUUUACUGUCUCGAUUGUACCGCUGUU
Molecule: messenger RNA, 1172 nt
Organism: Macroventuria anomochaeta
Lineage: Eukaryota; Fungi; Ascomycota; Dothideomycetes; Pleosporales; Didymellaceae
Exons: 1
Coding region: 188-1060 (290 amino acids)
Source: RefSeq, a predicted model, not a curated record